AUGAAUGGCAACCGUGUCAGCGAGGCUGUCCUGUGGGAGGCACUCCGCAAGAUGGGACUGCGCCCUGGGGUGAGGCACCCAUUCCUUGGCGAUCUGAAGAAGCUCAUUACAUCCGACUUUGUGAGGCAGAAGUACCUGGAGUACAAGAAGGUCCCCAAUAGCAGCCCACCCGAGUAUGAGUUCCUCUGGGGCCUGCGGGCCCGCUUCGAGACCAGCAAGAUGCGGGUGCUGCGAUUCAUCGCCCAGUACCAGAACCGAGACCCCCGCGACUGGAAGGCUCACUUCCUGGAGGCUGUGGACGACGCCUUCAGGACCAUGGAUUCGGAUAUGGCCGAGGAGCACGCCAGGGCCCAGAUGAGGGCCCGCAUGAAUAUCGGGGACGAGGCUCUGAUUGGCCGCUGGAGCUGGGACGACGUGCAGGUGGAGCUCCUGACCUGGGAUGAGGACGGAGACUUUGGCGACGCCUGGGCCAGGAUCCCCUUUGCCUUCUGGGCCCGAUACCACCAGUACAUCCUGAAUAGCAACCGUGCCAACAGAACCACUUGGCGAGCUGGCGUCAGCAGCGGCAACCUGGGUGCGGCCAACGCCAGCCUCAUCGAUGGCCCUAGCACCAGCUCCACCAUCCGCACCAGAAAUGCCGCCAGGACCGCUGCCAACUUCUUCUCCUGGAUCCAGCCGCGCUGA
Molecule: messenger RNA, 684 nt
Organism: Pipistrellus nathusii (Nathusius's pipistrelle)
Lineage: Eukaryota; Metazoa; Chordata; Mammalia; Chiroptera; Vespertilionidae
Source: the annotation of a GenBank genome assembly